Messenger RNA from Cucumis sativus (cucumber), 1587 nucleotides. RefSeq names its product naringenin,2-oxoglutarate 3-dioxygenase. The coding region runs from base 221 to 1261 and encodes 346 amino acids. The record is from RefSeq and is a predicted model, not a curated record. The transcript has 3 exons. NCBI's taxonomy places the organism in Eukaryota, Viridiplantae, Streptophyta, Magnoliopsida, Cucurbitales, Cucurbitaceae.
ACAAACUUUAAAACUUUGCUUAGUUUUCUAAAACAUUUCUAGAAAUAAGAAACCCUACUAAGCACCAAUGACUUAAUGGAGAAUGUAGAAAGCGAUGGUUUGUUUUCCAUUACGUAGCUUUCCCUCUCGAUUGCCACCUUUCUUAAACCGUUUACCAAAAACACUAAUAAAUAUCAUAUUCAUUUUCCCACUCCUCAAACUAACAAAAUCUUAACCAACAAUGACUUUUUCUCUCCCACAUCAUCCCACCAUUCUGGCCCCGGAAUUCGUCCGCCACCAUGACGACCGUCCAAAGGUCCCUUACAACCAAUUCAGCGAUGAAAUACCCAUCAUCUCCCUUUCCGGAAUUGACGACAACGGCGAACGCAGGGCCAUGAUUCGCCACAGCAUUGUUGAAGCUUGCGAGGAAUGGGGUAUCUUCCAGGUGGUGGACCAUGGCGUCGAUUCCGAGAUUGUUUCCGAUAUGACUCGUCUGGCUGGAGAGUUCUUUGGUCUUCCGACGGAGGAGAAACUCCGUUUCGAUAUGUCCGGCGGUAAAAGGGGGGGAUUCAACGUCUCUAGUCAUCUCAAGGGAGAGAUUGUUAAAGAUUGGCGUGAGUUAGUAACAUUCUUCACAUACCCAAUUGAGAAAAGAGACUACUCUUUUUGGCCGGACAAGCCAGAGGGGUGGGCGGCGAAGACGGCGGAGUACAGUGAGAAGUUGAUGGGGUUGGCUUGUAAGCUUCUGGAGGUUUUAUCGGAAGCUAUGGGUUUGGAGGAGGAGGCCUUGAAAAAGGCUUGUGUGGACUUCGAUCAGAAGAUUGUUGUGAAUUUCUACCCCAAAUGUCCUGAGCCAGACCUCACCUUGGGGCUAAAGCGCCAUACUGAUCCUGGAACCAUAACCUUGUUGCUACAGGACCAAGUUGGUGGCCUUCAGGUCACCAAGGAUGGUGGACGGACGUGGAUUACUGUCCAACCUGUUCAAGGCGCUUUCGUUGUCAACUUAGGUGAUCAUGGUCAUUAUGUUAGCAAUGGGAGGUUCAAGAGUGGUGAUCACCAAGCAGUAGUGAACUCAAAGUCAAGCAGGAUAUCAAUAGCCACGUUUCAGUACCCUUCACAGGAAUCAAUUGUGUAUCCAUUGAAGAUUAGAGAUGGGGAGAAGCCAAUUCUAGAAAAACCCAUCACUUUCUCUGAGAUGUAUCACAUGAAGAUGAAGAAUGAUAUUGAGUUUGCAAGGCUUAAGAAGCAAACCCAAAAACAAGCUCAAGACUUUGUUGCUUGAUAUCCCCAAUCGCUAAGAUUCAUCAUCUUUAUAUAUGCUUUCAGCUUUUAAAUAAAAAAAUGUAAUUUGGAUCUAUCAACUUUGGUAUUUACUUUAAUUAAAUAGUCUAAACAAUCUAAAAUUAGGAAAAACAGUAUUUGAUUUUAGUAUGUUUAGAUUCUGUGUGCUUUUUUUUCAGACCACGAUUAUCCUUCAAUAAUGAAAAGUGACGUUAUAGUAAUAAAAUUGGAUUCAUCAAUCCUAAAACCUAAUUAAAUUGUAUUUGAUCAUGUGUACAAUGUAACUUUGUUGCUACCAUUAUGAGUAAACCAAGAACGAUAUUAUAA